AUGAAGCUAACUACAGACGAAGUACUUGAGAGGAUUGGAAGCUUUGGUCGCUACCAAAUUGUGCUCAACAUAUAUUUCAAUAUUGCUUAUGCAUUAUGGUGGGCUUUUCCAGUCAUGGCAAUGGUAUUCAUUGCAUCGGAGCCCGGAUGGAAAUGCAAAAACAACUCGACUUGCCCCUUUACUGACACCAUCAGUCUGGGAGACGACAGAUACAAUCAUAGAUGCGAUAUUCCUCGGCAAGACUGGGACUUCGCCGACGACUUCACUUCGGUUGUAACUGAGGUAAGUGGUAUUAUCGUGUCAUGGGGUGCUUCUCAAUGUAUUUAUAUAUUACGUUGUGGUGUAACAAAAACCCAUGUAAUCAAAACGAAUAAAGCGGUUUUCAAUAAGGUGUCGAAAAACCAAAACCAGCGUUAUCAAAGCGACUGAUUAAAACAAAAAGCUGACGUUUCGAGCGUUAGCCCUUCUUAAGAGUGAUGGCGAAGGGCUAACGCUCGAAACGUCAGCUUUUUUACCCUCUAUGGUGGCUAAUUUAAGUUUUUUCAACCCAGUUGUUAACACUAAAUUACCUGCUAUACUCUCCCACCGACGCAGCACCACAGUUUCUUUAGAAACUUACCCCUUGAUUAAAACAAAGAUUAAUAUCACUACCCAAUGAAGACUCAAAUUGAAAACAAGAAAACUGCAUGAAGCGCGGGAAAACGGGAAUGACCACGUGACAAUUGUUUUAGUUUUGCAUCUGAUUGGUUGAGAAAGUGGUGCGAGUUUUCUGAGCCAAUCACAAAGCAAGGUAAAGUAAAACCAAAGCAAUCACGGAGUGCUUUUGACACUCAUUUGAAAAUUGCUCCAUUAAAAAAAAUAUUUAAAAAGAAUACAUUAAGAAGCCAAUGAGAACUUUAAAACUAAGCAUGAAAACAUUCUCAAGCGUAAGAAAAUGGAAGUGAUCAUGUGGCCAUGGUUUAGAUUUGUAUUUCACUGAAUAGCAGGUGGACGUGUUUUUUAUAUUAGACACAGAGUAGAGUAAAUAUAGUUCGGACCUGCAUGGCCAUGUUAAAUGCGAAUAAAAUAAAUAACGAAUUCGAAGAAUAACCACGAAGACUACGAUUGAAAAAUCAACGGUAAAUGCACGAUUGCAUACAGGCAGCCAGAUUAUCAGAAAUAUCGAUAAGGUAAUUCUAGGAUGGACUCGCCCAAAGGACUACGUGUUUUUUCAUGUAGACAUUUUCCAACAGCGAGCCUUCGGCUUGUAAGAGAGUCCUCCCCUACUUGAAUGAAGCUCGAAUCUUUUCUAUUUUGUUUGUUAGUUUGUUUCAAUCACUUUCUCCUUUGACAGUUUGAUCUUUAUUGCAAAAGAGGCGCACUUGGAUUUGUAUCAACCUCUGUGAUCUUUGCUGGAUUUAUAGCUGGUAGUAUUUCUGUCAGCCCUAUCUCGGACAAGUUUGGCCGGAAGCUCCCGUUAUUUGUGUGUGGCUUUUUCUGCGCCGUGUUCAACUUUGUUUCAGCUUUUUCUCCUGCUUUCUGGGUGUUUGCUCUCUUUCGAGCAAUCGUCGGUUUCAUGAUUGGUAAGAUAUGGACAUUUUAAUGCAUGUAUUAUGCAAGAAAAAUAGUCCCUCAUUAGUAACUUUUAGCGUUUGAAGUUACUUACCGAUACGAAAACCAACCUUCCCUCCUCGAACUAAAAUUCGUUGGCAGGCGAAGGAAGACGUUGCAUGAUAAAUGACCCUUAAGCUGACUAAAAGAGUUAAGUUCUAGGAACGAAGAGAAGGGAAAACGAACAAAUAGGACGAGAGGGAGAAUGGGAUUGAAGAGAAAGAUAAGAAAGUAGAGAAUGUAUAAAACAGAGAGAGGAGAUUGUGAAAAGCAAGAUGGAGAACAAGGAAGUAAUUGAGAAGUGAGCUGGAGUUGAAGUAAGGAGUAGAAAAAUGUAAUUGAAGAGGAUGAGGAGGAGAAGAGAGAAAAUUCGACACGGGUUGGAACGGGCAUACAGAUGAUUAGGUAAACAAGGAGAGAGAGAUAUAAGGAGAGAGGAGAAAUAUAAGGUCAUAUGAGUGAAAAUAAACGGUGAGAAUAGAAUGUCGAUAUGAUGAUAACGAUGAGGAUGAGAAGGUUUAUGCAAGGUUUUCCUCCUUUAAAAUUUUUAGAAUGAACCACAAUUAUUAAUUUUACUUUAAUGUUGACGGUUUGUUUUGAAUGCAGGUGCUUACAGCAUUCCACUGUUUGUUUUGACAUCUGAGUUCUCUGGGGUUCGUCGACGAGGGACUGCAGGUUCGGUUGUUUGGAUUGGUUAUGAAGUGUUCGUCAUGCUGUUAGCAGCAAUUGCGUAUGGCAUAAGAGACUGGAGACAACUGGUUAUUGUCACUGGAGUUCCUGGGAUCAUCUUUGCCGCUGGAUAUUUGUAAGAUUUGAUAGCCGUAUGAUCCUUUUGCUGUAAAAAAAUGUUUUCAUCUCUGAUUAAAUAGAAGCUUUCACUUUACCGGGUCAUCCGAAAAAAAAAAACUGAGCAAGGAAGGUUGAAAAAAUACAUCGAUUCAGGCUUGAAGGGGGGCAAAGGUUAUCAUUAUAGUUAUCAUCACCGAUAUCCAUCCUUAUUGUUAUCAUUGUCGUGAUUGUUAAAGUCUAGAUCGUUACCCACUAAAAAAUGUCUCCUUUCACUAACAGGAGUAUGUAAGAACAGAGAUGUGUCGCUGUUGAAACGUGGACUUGUGAAAGCUGACUAAAAUAAAUGAAGAUUGAAUUUUCCGUUGAGAGUUGGUCCCUUAAAAGAGCUUCCACAGCAUAACUAUUUGUGUUGUUGUUAUAUCUACGAACAGUUUCAUUCCUGAGUCGGUCCGCUGGCUUCUGAAGAAGGGAAGAUACACUGAGGCAAAGGAAACUUUGUCUAAAGUCGCUUCAUUGAAUGGUGCAGAGAUGCCAGACGAACCAAUUUAUUUACCGAAGGAGGAACGUCUUGGUGACAUUCGAGAUUUGUUUUCCUCUCUCAAAAUGGCUCACAAAACACUUGGUUGCUGGUUCAUGUGGUAAGUGUUAAGUCUGGCAAUACCAUUUUAAAUGCGCUGUGCCCCUAUAUAUAUUCAGUAUCCCUAAUGGAAGCUUGCCAUAAGCCCUCAAAGCCGCUAAAAUAAAUUCAUUUUCGAUAUUAGAAAAUGGGGUUGAACUUUCAGGAUGUUUAAAAGAAAAGUAUUCCCUUAUAAAUGUCGGACAUCUUGAACCAGCGCGCCAGCGCGUGAGUCAAAAUUGAACAAUGAUUCAACAGCCAGGUUCUCUUACUCUGUGUUCAUAUCAACAGGUUUGCAGUGUCUUUCAUUUCCUGGGGGAUGAACUUUAGUACUCCCUUUGUGGGCGGUAGUGUUUACUCCAACGUGGCAAUAAGUGCAGGUGCCUCUCUUCCUUCCUAUCUUAUCUGUGCUGUUUUGACUGUGUGGUAAGUCAAUUCGCCAAGAGAAGGUGCAUUUCCUUCAUCGUCUUAGACUGGGUGUCGUCUUCAAGAUUCUUUGUACGAAUCCUUGAGCAAAUCGCAAAUCCUGCUUAACCAAGUUUGUUAAACGAUUAAGUCGGCCGUGUAAGGGCCUUAUUUGUUUACAAGUUUGUUUGUUUUGCUGGAGUAUUUGGAAUUUUUUUGUUUUUGCUUUUUGUUUGUUAUCUUUUGUGGGCCAACUUGAUUUGCUAAAUAAAAUGAGCCAACGAAAUGGACGAGAAAAAAAUGUAUUCUCAGUACCGGUGGACCAACCUGAAGUAUGUGUUAAUUAUUUUUAUUUCAACAGGUUUGGCCGCAGAAAAUCCCUGUUCAUUUCGUUCCUUGCAGCUUCUCUUGGAGCCAUCGGCGCCCUUUUGAUGACAGAUAAAGCCCAACAUGACAACGGUGAGAAAUACAGUACCAUAACUCAAUCGUGAGCACAAACCUUUAAAGAAUACAAUUUCGUCUAAGUAAAAAUGCCUGUAAAUGAAAACGCGAGACGCAAAUGAUUGUUAGCCGUAACUUGGCCAAAAUUUUAACCGUUAGUUGUAAAAGCCAUCAUCCCAUUGAGGCCCUCCUUAAUGGUUUGUUGUAUCGUUGCAGGUUUCUUGGCUGGUAAAAUUUUCAUGUCCAUGGUCGUUGCAAAGUUGUCCAGUGGCGUGGCAUUUACCUUGGUGUAUAUUUAUGCUGCGGAGCUAUUUCCAACAGCACUGAGGUAGCUAAUUUUUAUUACAUUUCGCAUUAUUCGUUAGCUGUCAUUAGAAAGGACCAUUCUAAAGCGGUUAGUUGCUGUGGUUAUUGUUGUUGUUUUGGUUUUGAAUGUAUGUUGCGCUUCUUUUCUUCGUAACACAGGAACGUUGCUAUGGGUACGUCAACAUCCUGGGCUCGAGUGAGUGGUUUUGCUUCGGCUUAUGCCCCUCUUCUGGUGGGUAAUUCAAUCAUUUUUUUAUUGGCUCGUGUCAAACAUAUCUGAUAGCCCUUUUUCCAUCCAGCGUGACGCAAAUGUGACGAUAAAUACUGCCAGCACAUCCCGAGCCCGCUUCACUGAAUACAUGGUUAAACCCCCUCUAGGAAAUUUGUUGGUACUGUUGUUCAAAGCCAUUUGGUGUGAUUUCCGACCAGCGGUAAUCAUAUUAGUACCUAGGCCACCGCAUAUGAAAUAUAGGCUUUGAUCAUUAUUCACAUGUGAUGUGAUUUAUAUGAGCAUUCUUCUUGCUUCGGAAUAAAACGUGUGUGUCUUACAAUCUACGCUUCCUGUUCUAAAACAAGAACUACAACAAUUUUGAUGGGGUUUUUGCCAUCCAAGUUCAAACAAACAAACUAAAUAAACGCAAAAAAUUGUUUAUUAAUCGGAGUCAAGCGAAGUCUAAUAGUUCCAUAAUAAAGCAUAUACACCAUUUCUGGUGUUAUUUCAAACCUCACUGACUUCUCCUUCUUUCAGCUGGAAAUUCACCGUUUUCUGCCAUUUGGAAUUAUGGCUGGCCUUGCCCUCGCUGCCGCUGUGAUCUGUCUGACAUUACCUGAGACACACGACCAACCCAUGAUAGAAGAUUUGUCUCAGGAUUCGAACGGCAAAAAUCACAAACAAGAUGAAAACUUGAACGCAAAUGAUGUUACAGCUGAGGAAAAUACUUUAUUGUGA
Pocillopora meandrina is the source of this 5096-nucleotide messenger RNA. NCBI's taxonomy places the organism in Eukaryota, Metazoa, Cnidaria, Anthozoa, Scleractinia, Pocilloporidae. The record is from the annotation of a GenBank genome assembly.